UCGUUAAAUUCUCUCAACACUUGGGAUCUUUCCAUCUUACUAAUUGUCGAACCAGGGCUGCAAAUUUUCAGUGCAUAAGCAAAUCUAGAAAUGUUUCUGAGUUUUGCUGCUAUUACGUUAAUAGCAAUUUUAUCAACUUCUACUAAUGUCAAUGGUUCUGGAGUUUUUCAUCUUUAUAAUGUUACAGAGAGUGAUUUACAACAGUCAAGAGAUAUACAAAAACAGAGGCAAAAUCAAGAUGGAUGUUAUGUUGGGGGAAGAUAUCUGAAGUUUGGAGACCAAUGGACCCAAGGAGGAAUUUGUGGGAUUUUCUCUUGCCAUGAAAAGCACUUCCGCAAAUUAGCUACUCCGUGCCCUUACCUACGGUAUCAAGAAGGCUCUGGGUGUACAAUUGUAGAAGAAGAUUUUACAAAAGAUUUUCCAGACUGUUGUCCCAAAAUGGUUUGCCCUAACGAAAAAGAAGUUCAACAACUUGAGAGGAAGAGAACUGAUUGGUCGUUUUAAAUAAACAGACUCAAUAAUUUCUGAAGUGGUAAAAACAGAGAGGUAUUAUUCUCAAAAUUGGACAUAUGUUAUUUAUGUUGAGACUACUUUGAUCAGCAUUGUAUUAAAAAUAUCUAACAAAAUGUCUUAUACAUCUUGUAAAUUUAUUAAAUUCUAUUAUAACGUGUAAUAAAUAUGGUAAGUUGUGGAUUA
Molecule: messenger RNA, 696 nt
Organism: Homalodisca vitripennis (glassy-winged sharpshooter)
Lineage: Eukaryota; Metazoa; Arthropoda; Insecta; Hemiptera; Cicadellidae
Exons: 3
Coding region: 91-504 (137 amino acids)
Source: RefSeq, a predicted model, not a curated record